Messenger RNA from Armigeres subalbatus, 765 nucleotides. Its product is annotated as trichohyalin-like. The transcript is spliced from 2 exons. The coding region runs from base 175 to 765 and encodes 196 amino acids. The record is from RefSeq and is a predicted model, not a curated record. NCBI's taxonomy places the organism in Eukaryota, Metazoa, Arthropoda, Insecta, Diptera, Culicidae.
CAAGGCCGAGGAAGUGUGCAGGAAAAGGAUUCAUUCUAAGGAAACUGUUGUUGUGUGAAAGGGGAGUGUAGAACCAAAUGUUUUUUAGCUGCUACCAAAAAGGACUGCUUAAAAAACUGGUUUCUAUCCGAACAAACUAAAAAACAUUUGAACUUGCUUCGGAUUCACCGCACAAUGACGGAUAAUGCGAAAAUCCUUGACCUCACUGAAACGCCGUGUGCGGCUUGUGACGAACCUUCCACGGAAAAUGAACAGAUGAUUGGAUGUGAUGGGUGUCUGCUGUGGUUCCACCUUCGCUGCGUAGGGAUGUCGGCUGAAGAAGCAGAGAAGAAGAAGAAGUGGUUUUGCGCUGAUGAUAACUGUCAGCAAGCCAAGAAAAAGAAGAGGAACGUCGUCAAGAGAAACGGUGAUGAAUCGGACCGUUCCAGUGUCAAAUCCGAUGCUGCGCUAACUCUGGAGCAAAAGCUGAAAGCAAUGGAGGAGACCCAAAAGCGGAUGGAGCAGGAGCUGGAAGCGGAAAUGAUGUUGAAGAAGAAAGAAAUGGAGAUCAAGAGAAGGAUUGAAAGAAAACGUAUGAUGUUAGAAAAACAAAUGCGCGAAGAGGAAGAAGAACAGGAGAAGCUGCUACAGGAGGAGAUUCUACGAGAGAGGAAGCUACAGUUGGAACGCAUGACGACCAGACAGCAGUCGUUCGAGGAAGAAAUGAAGGAUCUCGAUGAAAAGAUGAAUAAGCUGAAAGGUUCUGCGUCAAAAGAAAAGAGAUGA